Molecule: messenger RNA, 2466 nt
Organism: Closterium sp. Naga37s-1
Lineage: Eukaryota; Viridiplantae; Streptophyta; Zygnematophyceae; Desmidiales; Closteriaceae
Source: the annotation of a GenBank genome assembly
AUGGCGAAGACAAGCAAGAGCCUGUGGGGGCAUCUGGACGCGCUUCGGGGCACCAGCGACAAGCUCGCGUGCUUGCUGCUUCCAGACGGCAGCAUUGAGAUGUUCGGCGCGGGGAAGAGAGUCGCGGAUAUCCUAGCGGAGUAUCCUGGUUACCACGUCGGCAGCCUCACCUCCUCCCGCCCACGACUCGCGCCGCAAAAGGUUCUGCGACCCGGCAGCACGUACCACCUCACCCCGGUUGUUUCGGCCGACGGGGAAAACGGCCCGCUUUCUCCAGGGGGAAAUGGCGGGGAGGGGACUCCUCGUCUGCGUCGCGAAAGCGCGUCGUUUUUGCGACCAACGGAAGCGUUUGGUGAAGUCGCCAACGAUGUUGCUCUGGUUCACGAAGGGCCGCACCGGGGCCCUUCGCGGCGAGUGUCGCUGGACCCGGGCUCGCUACAGCGGCACGCCACGGGAUCCCCGCGAACGAGCACCCGCUGGCGGGUGAUUCCCCGAGAUCCUUUCACGGGCCUCCCUGCGACGCACGAAGGAUCGCAGCCAGCGGAGUCGCAGCCGGAGUCGCAGCCAGAGCUGCUGAGCGCAGCGAUGGUCCGCGCAGCACUGACGGGGUCCGAAACGCAGAGAUCUUCCGCGGAGGAGACAAUGUGGACUCCGCACAUGCAGCAUAGUUACGCCGGCGUUCAAGGCGCGCCCAGCGUUCAGAUCCCCCCACAGGAGCCACAACAACAGCAGGAUCAAGAGAAGGAGCAGCAGGGAAGCACAACGAAAGUUGCUGUGCUUGAGCGCCAACUACCCCCCCCCCGCGGUAACCAGAGGAAGCUGGCAGAUUCGCCUGUUGCUGCAGUUUUUCCGGACUUCGCCGUCUGUUACGACAUUGACGAAGAUUCACCCGCUUCUCUCUCACCCCCUUCUCUACCAACCCCUCCCUGCCAACUUCCUCCCUGCCUUUUUCCCUCCCCCGUUGCUUGUCCAGGUGCUGACCGGCCCGAGGGUCGCCCGGAAAAUAUGCCCUCCUCUCUUGAGGCGCCUCAAACGCCCUCCACGUCCUCUCUUUCCCUGCUCCCUCCUUCCUUCCUUCCCCUCCUCCCCUUCCCCCACUCCCCUCCCCCCCUCCCCUUCCCCCCACACCCCGCCCCCCAAACAACAGGUCCUCUGGCAGGCACUAAGGGUUCAGAGAGUCGCCUGGAAGUCCUCUGGGAGGCACUAACGUGCGGACUAGUCGGCACCUGCCUCCUCCUUCCCCUCGCUGCAGCGCUGCAGAGCUGUCCUCCCCUCCCACUCUCUCUGUUUCUCUCAUUCCCUCCCUGCAAAUCUGGACGAUACCUGCCGCCUUCCUCCCCAAGCUCAAAAGCUGGUGCUGGAGGUACAACCGUACGAGCGUUCGGCUACUAUGACGGCACCCAACAGACCGAAGUCAACCAGCUGAAUACCGGCCGUACCCUGCUGAAUCCCGACGGCACCCAGCAGAAUACCGACGGCUUCCAGCUGAAUACUGACGGCACCCAGCUGAAUUCGGGCGGCGACCAGCUGAAUUCCGGCGGCAACCAGCUGAAUUCCGGCGGCGACCAGGCCGACAACACGAUUGCAAAUGCCAACAACGACGGAUACACCAGUACACCCAGCGCAGAAGUUGUCCCCGCCAAAUCCAGCAAAACGAACUCCGGCGAAAAUGCCGCGGAGAUUGUCGUUCCCUUUGGCGCAAAAGUCGGCCCAGUAGCCGACGUCAACGCCGCUGGCGGCCUCAAAGUGUCGGCCGGCAAUAACCAGGUGGAGAUCAAUCCUUCCGGUAGUGCUAACGUCAGCUCUGAUCUGCUUAAGACCAGCGCUUCUGGGGAUGCAACUGGUUCCGCGAAAUUCAACCGUGAGGGAGUCACCGUGAACGCCGACGGAUCCGCAAACGCGAACGUGUUUAACGGCGUCGGGACGGGCGAGGCGAACGCGAAGGGCAGCGCCGGCGUGACGAAAACCGGGGUCAACGCGGACGCCGCGAUUGGAGCGAACGCCGACGUGGCAGGCGUAGGAGCGAAUGUGAAUGUCGGCGCUGGCGGCGGGUUCAACAAGAAAGAAGUUAACGCGAAUGCCGGGUUUGGAGUUUACGGGAACGUGGGGAAUAUCGCGGGUGCCGGAACUAAUAUCGGAUCGACGGCGAAGGUUAGCCGUGACGAGAUUGCCGCGAAUGCCGGGUUUGGAAUUGGCGCGAAUGUGGGAGGCAUUGGGGCAGGAGGCACGGCCGCGUCGACGGCUGAGAUUAGCCGCAAAGGCGUGAAAGCUGGGGCGAAUGCGGGCGCUUCGCCGUCUCUCCCUAUCUCUCAACCAGUCCCUUCCUGCACUGCCCUAGAUCGGCACCAACAUACCAUGUUCCGCAUCAAGAAAAAGGAGGUCGCCCGCUCCCUGCGCUGCGUCAACUGUGAGUCCCCGCCCCCCAAGUCCCCCCAAGUCCCCCAUAGCAUCCUAGCUGCACUGUAG